Molecule: messenger RNA, 771 nt
Organism: Caenorhabditis sp. 36 PRJEB53466
Lineage: Eukaryota; Metazoa; Nematoda; Chromadorea; Rhabditida; Rhabditidae
Source: the annotation of a GenBank genome assembly
AUGCUCUCUGCCACCCGAUUCCUCCUCUCUUCAACUAUUCUCCUGCUCCUCUGCUCCUCGGCUUCUGCCACCGGACACCUCCGUCUCGAACUCACUGCUUCGGCUGACUGUGCUCUCCGACUGACCACCGAACACACCUCCGAGACCGUUUCGCUGUUCAUGGCCGAGAAGAGAAUCACCAGUUUCCAUCUGAGAAAUGGCCAAGAUUCCCUCAAAAUCUUCGUCUCCGUCAAUGGAAGUGAACCGAAAGAGCACACGUAUCAUCUGAAAGUUGCUCAGGACGUUCACUUCUUUGCCUUCUCCAAGGUGGUCCUCUCGGUUGAGUGGUUCUUCGAGUGUGAUGCCGGAUUCUUCGGUCCCCAGUGUCUGAACACUCUAAGACCAACUACUUCCACGUCCACCACUACUUCUUCUUCUACUUCUUCUUCUACUACUUCUACUUCUACUUCAACGACUACAUCGACCACCACCACCACCACCACUAUGACCACUUCUGCCACUGCCCUGCCGUCCAAUCAAUCUGCCCCAGCCGCUCGGUCCGUUCCGACUGACAUUCUCAUCGUCCUUCUUCUGGCCAUCAUCCUCAUUUCUCUUCUCGUUCUUCUCGUUCUUCUUGCUCUGCCACGUCGUCAACGUGUCUACCUGGAGCCAGAGAUUUUCGAGCCCGAAACCAAGAAGAAGAUGACAGAAGAUUCUGGAUUCGGUUCUCCCGAUAACACCCGAUACACUGCUGCUCCAUACAAUUCUUCUGUACUAGCAUUUUCUGUCUGA